UCUCUUCUCGUCUCCCGCCCGUCCGCCGUCGCGACAUGGGCGCCGGGCGCCGGCGGCCGCUGUCCGCGCUGCUGCUGCCGCUGUCCGCGCUGCUGCCGCUGGCCUGCGCCGCCCUGGCCCCGCGGACCCUCACAGGGAAGCAGCUGGGCUGCCUGCUGCCCGCCGACGAGGGACCCUGCCGGGCCCUGGUGCCGCGCUGGUACUACGACAGGUACACGCAGAGCUGCCAGGAGUUUACCUACGGGGGCUGCCACGGCAACGCCAACAACUUCCUCACCUUCGACGACUGCGAGAAGAGAUGCUGGACCAUCAAGAAAGUGCCCAAAAUCUGCCGGCUGGAGGCUGAUGGAGGACCUUGCAGGAGUCACCUAAGAAGAUUUGCCUUUAACUUGAGCUCCAUGAGAUGUGAGGAGUUUGUCUACGGCGGCUGCUACGGGAAUGCCAACAACUUCAGAGAUCUGCAGUCUUGUGUGGACCACUGCCUGCCAGAGAAAACUGGUCCCUUGCUAUGCUACAGCCCAAAGGAUGAAGGUCUGUGCUCUUCCUCUGUGCCUCGCUAUUACUACGACAGCAAGGCCAAGGCGUGCAAGGAGUUCAAGUACAGCGGCUGCGGAGGAAACGCCAACAACUUUGUCUCUGAGGCUGACUGCUACAACGUCUGCAGGAAAGCAGGGACUCAGAAGCCCAGACUCAGCAAGGCAGGCAGCGCCUUCCGCAGGAGGAUGGAGAUCAAACUGGUGAAGAGGCCUCACACCUCCCACCCCAAGUCCUAAGGCUGCCGUGCACUUGGCUGUUUGGAACACUACCACCUGACCCCACUGCCCUCUUUUGUAAGAUAGUUUGUACACAGCAGUGCAGCUCUGCCUUUCAGAGCUGCUUUUUAUCUCCAACUGCAUUUAAUAGAAGAGGAAUGAGCCCAAGUUUGGUUCUUCUGCUCUGUUGCCCUUGCAGUAGCACUUUGGCAAAGCCAAGGGUUGAGAUUUCCAUGUUUUUAUGGGGGAGUGUUAGUACUGCUCUGAGAGAGUAUUUCAGCUGUUCCUUAGUGUGGCUAAGGAGGUUACAAAGCUCCAUCUCCACCAUGGAUGGGUUUUGUUGGCAUCCUCUGCUUGCUAGGGAAAAGGAUGCCCUGGAAGGAGUGUUGGGAGCUUCAUUGCCCUGCUGGUUUACACACUUUGCACUGCCGUUUAAGCAGGUUCUCCUUCACAGUUGUGCUCACAGCCAAGGCUUUCAGGAGCUUUCAUAGCAACAAAAGAAGCAUAAACUUCACUCUGGCCCUUCCCAGAAGGAGGAGAGGGGCCAGGCAUACUGCUAAACACACUGACAAAGGCGAUGAAUAAGCUAGGGGAGGGUUCGAGUGGACAAAGCAGCUGUUACUUGUUCAUGCUGUUUGAAAUGCCUGCUGAGUUAUGCUCCAGGUCCUCCCGUGGCAUAAACCAACAUCUCUGCCUUGAUUUUAAUGGAGCUGUGCUGGUUACACCUGCUGAGGAUCUCAUGGACAGCUGUGUUUGUGGUGGCUGUUACAGCAGAAGCUUCUGCAGGUCUCCUGUAACCCCUCUUUGGAGGCUCUGUUGCAUUUCUUGUGACAGGUUAUGCCUCUGAUGAUACUAAACCUCCUUUCAUGUUUUGUAUUUGA
Molecule: messenger RNA, 1633 nt
Organism: Pogoniulus pusillus (Red-fronted tinkerbird)
Lineage: Eukaryota; Metazoa; Chordata; Aves; Piciformes; Lybiidae
Gene: TFPI2
Product: tissue factor pathway inhibitor 2
Exons: 5
Coding region: 36-773 (245 amino acids)
Molecular function (GO): serine-type endopeptidase inhibitor activity
Source: RefSeq, a predicted model, not a curated record